AUGGCGAAUGCCGAAGUGAGCGUCCCUGUGGGUGAUGUGGUGGUUGUACCAAGUGACGGAAACGAAGGGGAGAACCCGGAGGAUACCAAAACCCAAGUGAUCUUGCAGCUCCAGCCGGUGCAGCAAGGUUUGUUUAUGGAUGGCCGCUUUCACAACAGGAUUUACCAAGAGGGCUCCGAGGCCAGCGCCGCCGUAGUGGCCGGCGAAACCCACACCAUCCACAAGCUAGAAGAAGGGAUCGACCCCAGCACCAUUGAAACGAACGAGGAAAUCGAGAUCGCUUAUCCCAUCACCUGCGGGGAGAGCAAAGCCAUCCUGCUCUGGAAGAAGUUCGUCUGUCCGGGAAUUAAUGUCAAGUGCGUAAAGUUCAAUGACCAACUGAUCAGUCCGAAGCAUUUUGUUCACCUGGCUGGGAAGUCUACCCUAAAGGACUGGAAGAGAGCCAUUCGCCUCGGAGGAAUCAUGCUGAGGAAGAUGAUGGACUCGGGGCAAAUCGACUUCUACCAGCACGACAAAGUUUGCACCAACACCUGUCGAAGCACCAAGUUUGAUCUCCUGAUCAGCAGCGCCAGAGCACCGGUGCCGGGGCAGCAGAGUGUGGUGCAGACUCCUACAUCAGCUGACGGGAGCAUCACCCAGAUCGCGCUGUCAGAGGAGAGCAUGGAGGAGGGGAUCGAGUGGAACUCGGCUCUGACGGCUGCCGUCACCAUGGCCACUGAGGAAGGCAUGAAAAAGGACACGGAUGAGAUCUCGGAGGACACGCUGAUGUUCUGGAAAGGAAUAGCUGACGUGGGGCUGAUGGAGGAGGUUGUGUGCAACAUCCAGAAGGAGAUAGAAGAAGUCCUAAGAGGCGUCCAGCAGAGGUUGGGUCAGUCUCCCUUCCAGAUGACAGAUGCUGCCGUCUUGAACAACGUCGCCCACACGUUUGGCCUAAUGGACACAGUCAAGAAGGUUCUGGACAACAGGAAAAACCAGACGGAGCAAGGAGAGGAACAAUUUCUUUACACGCUGGCAGACCUGGAGCGGCAGCUGGAAGAGCAGAAGAAACUUGCCAAGGACCAGAAGGCGAAGUCCCAGACCAUCCAGAACGUGGUGCUGAUGCCCGUCAGCGCUCCCAAGCCCCCCAAGAGACCUCGCCUGCAGCGCCCAGCCUCCGCCACCGUCCUCAGCCCCUCCACCCCCAUCCAGCAGCCUCAGUUCACCGUCAUCUCCCCCAUCGCUAUCGCACCCGUCGGACAACAGUUCUCCGUGGGCAACAUCCCGGUGGCAACCAUUAGCCAAGGCUCCAGCCCGGUGACUGUUCAUACCUUGCCAUCUGGCUCCCAGCUCUUCCGAUACGCCACCGUGGUGUCCUCCUCCAAGACCAGCUCCUCCGACACGGUCACCCUCCACCCGUCCUCCAGCCUGGCGCUGCUGAGCUCGGCAGCCAUGCAGGACAGCGGUGCCCUGGCGAAUGUGGCGGCCGUGGUCAACCCCGUGGAACUGGUGGCCAUGGAAUCCGGCCUCACUUCCACCAUUCAAGCCGUGGAAGGCACCUCGGAUGACGGGCAGACCAUCAUAGAGAUCGACCCGGCGCCGGAUCCCGAAGCGGACACGGACGAGUCGGAGGGCAAAGCUGUGAUCCUGGAGACGGAGCUGAGGACUGAGGAGAAAGUGGUGGGAGACGUGGAGGACCAUCAGCACCAGGUCCAUAACGUGGAGAUUGUGGUCUUGGAGGACUAGUGGGGAAGGCAAGCGUCAGUUUGGGGAAGAGUUGGGAAUUUGUUUUAUUUUGGGCUUUUUUGUUAAGCAUCUUUGCCAGCCACCCCAUUUGUUUUCAUGGAUAUUUUCAUUGUACUGUAUAUUUUAUAUAUAUA
This is a messenger RNA of Nipponia nippon (crested ibis), 1856 nucleotides long. Lineage: Eukaryota; Metazoa; Chordata; Aves; Pelecaniformes; Threskiornithidae. The record is from RefSeq and is a predicted model, not a curated record.